This is a messenger RNA of Neurospora crassa OR74A, 2712 nucleotides long. RefSeq lists its product as hypothetical. Bases 199 to 2418 code for a protein of 739 amino acids. The record is from RefSeq and is a predicted model, not a curated record. The transcript has 5 exons. Lineage: Eukaryota; Fungi; Ascomycota; Sordariomycetes; Sordariales; Sordariaceae.
AUCGGACCCUGCCUUUACAUCCGUCACUGUUACCACUAACCCGGCGGGCGACUUCUUUUCAGGACACAUUGGACACACCGUGUACCUAACAUGUGCCUCGAGAGACUGUCCACUGGCCAUCUAACUCCUCCUCAAUAACACAUCGUCAUGGUGACCGGUUGAGUCGAUCGACCCGAACGGCACCUGUUUAGGUUUAGGAUGUCCACCCAAGGCUGUCCACCACUUGCCAGCCUUCCUCCUCUUCCCGAUGAAGCCUCUGUCCCCUUCUCGUCUUUGUUCGACAACUUCGAUCUAGCCACGGUCGAUUCAACAGUUCAGUUUGCCAAUCAAGGCAUCUUCAUCGCCUCGGAUGGUCGUCGGUACCUCUUCCAGAGCAUACCUGAUUCGGAUACGCCAGCCGCUUCUCCGACCAAGUCGACUGCUCCGAGUAGCAUACAGUCGGUUACGAGCCCACAGUCGCCGCAUGAGUUACACGGCCACAACAAUGCCUCUUCUAUGGGACGACAGAUGUCGAACGCGAGUUCGCGAUCACAGGCUUCCAGUUUCCGGACAGCGCACAGUGAGCGCUAUAACGUAUCCCCUGCCGCCUUGGAUGUGGUAGUCGGAUCUCCGCCCGCUAUUACUCAGGACGUGACCAACAUGAUGUCCCACCUCACCAUCAACAAUCACUUCAACGGUGCGGCGCCAUACUUUGGAGAGUCUGACGGGGGCGUAGGACUUGCCGAGGUUCUCACGGAACGUGACACGGAGCCAUGGAUUCCUGAAAGUCCUGUCGACAAUAGGCCUGUCUCUCCCCGAACCGCUUCCAACCAACAUCGCCUCGAGUCUCAUCACGCCUAUGAUCAGUCCAAAUAUAUGCGUACAUCAGAUCUAACGGCCGGCAUGCGCACGCCUGCUCAGGCCAUUCAUACUGGAGGCCAUCAAGUCGACGGUAUCAACUACGGCGGGUUUGUGACAGGGGCGAACUUUGCUUCUUCUCAAGGACCUCGUCGACAGGCACCGCCUACGGGACCAGUCCUCGAGUCCUUGAUGGAAUUCUCGUAUCCUCAGUAUCCCGCGUCUCAAGCGUCUCCGAUCAGGCACUCUUCGAUGCCGUACUCGCCUACGUCACCCGUCUUGGCGCCUGAUUACGAGAAAGAGUUUGUCGAUUCUGACGGUGCAUAUGUCUAUUCGAGCUCACCUCACUCGGUAGUUCACGCGCCGUCUUCCCCACACCAUGAUCGCGGAAGGGGAGGUAGUGGGAGCGGAGUGUUUGUUGGAGCUGCCCAGAAUAACUUGGUCAACAUUGGGACUUCAACUAACCGAAUUGACACCCAGACCGCAAUUGUUGUGGUUCCGGAACGACAUGAUUCUUCUUUUUCGAGCGAUAGUAGGAGCACAGGCCGAGAUCACGUAUUGCCCGGGGAGGAUAUUUUGUUCGAUGGGCCAGUUAAAAGUGCACCAACACUCGCGUCCUCGGCAUUCGAAGAUGGAGAGCUCAAGAUUUUCCGCAAUACAACCACAAAAGAUCUGAGGUUCCAUUGCAGAGUUGGCACAUAUUCCGAGACAUUCUGGAUCAAAGCAAGAAACGCCCAACUAAUUCCCGUUUACGCCUACGACCCCCGCUUCCUCAACGUCAUCUGCCUCCACGACAAAGAAACCGAGAAGGGCAACCCAGGCUACUUGCGUUCCUCCCCCAUCCCCGGAGGCACAGGAAACGGCCACCCCAACGGCAUCUACCAGUUCCCCCGCCUCGCCGACCUCUGCCGUUUCCAGGCCCAACUCACCGGCGAAAAGGUGCUGUUGGACAUCAGCAACGUCAAACUGAUUCGCCUAAGCAAAGCGAGCAACGGCGCAAGCGACACUUACUCGAGCGUGCGUCUGCAGAUAUGGCACGAGGAUCUUGCCUCAACAAGCCGAAGCAGAGGGAUGCAAUCGGAUAAGGCGAGUUUUGUGACUGCUGGUACGGCCUUGUCGGGACCGCUUCGCGAUAAGCAGGUUGCUAGUUCCAGCAAGUUGAUUGUGUACUUGGGACGGUUGGGAGAGUAUGUCCAGACUUUUAUCACAGAUGAUAUUGAGGUGAAGGCGGAGGGGCAGACAAAGGUUAAACUGAGGCCGAGGAAGGCGGGGGUGUUUAGUCGAGAAGGGAGCAGAUGGAAGGGGAUUAAAGCACACAUUGAGCAAAGAGGCGACUCGGAAAUGGCCGGAUUCAAAAUUGACGGCCAACCACCCAACCCAGAUGAGGAAUACAGUUUUGAUCUCUAUAAGACGUUUGAGAUUGAGUUUGAGAACCCGCCAAGCCAAGACAGCUUCAUCAGGAGAUGGGGCGAAGUCAUUGCUGAACGCCGACAGCAGAGAGAGAAAUUAAAGGAUAUUCAGGAGGAGUUGAGAGCGGUCGGAGGGUUUUAUGGUAAGACGGCUAUGCAGAUUCGGAUGUGAUACCAACACGCAGCUACUCAUGAGCUCUAGGGAUAGCUCGUUGCCAUGACAGGUUUGGAGAACAGGUUGGGAUAUAAUCGCAUAGUUAAGAUCUCUUUUGGUGGCUUUAUCCUUUGCUCUCAGCCGAGUGGGUUUUGGUAAGCGGGGAGUUGGGGCUGGAUCGGAUCGGGCUACAGGUGUAUUUCUUCUUUCUGUCAUGCGUAUGUGUUGCGAGAUACCUGGACUGGGGGAUACGAGUGUGUGUUUACUUAUCAUGAUACCUAACAACCACGGAUAAUUGAGUUCUGUACCCUA